AGUUUUGAACUUAAUAUGUAUUAUUGUAUUACUACUAAAUUAAUUGUUAUCAUUUGCGUAGUCUUAAUUUUUGUAUAAUAGUUUUACCUAAAUAGAUAUUUUAGGUUAUCCGACAAUCUGUAAAUAUAUAGUGGCAGUUGUAAAUAAGAAGUCGUACUUCAAUAACACUAUGAAUCCCAAGAGUCCAGAAGCCAGAAAACGUGAAGGAAAUCCGUUUGAUGGUCUCAUUAUCGAAAAUACAGAAAUUCUUGACAAUGUCGAAAGUAGAAGUGCCUGUACUAUCUGUGGAAAAUCACGAAUGUAUUUUUGCUACACUUGUUUUGUUCCCGUUUCGCAGUUAGCCAGUCGUAUCCCUAUCUGUGCUUUACCAAUUAAAAUUGAUAUCAUUAAACAUCGUAGAGAAAUUGAUGGAAAAAGUACUGCCGCACAUGCAGCCGUAUUAGCGCCUGGUCAAGUUCGUGUUUUUACUUAUCCAGAAAUACCUGAAUAUGACAUCAAAAAUGGCAAAACAGUUUUACUAUAUCCUGGAGCAGAAGCUGUUCCUGUAUCCAAUCUAUUUUCCGGAAGACAACCUUUAAAUACAUAUUCUCAAAAACUACUUUCACAAUUACCCCCAGGGUAUAAUGUAGGUACUUUAAUGACAAAAACAUUGGAAGAAGUAGAAAACUUAGAAAUAUAUCAUGUAAGCCAAUGGCCAGUUGACCGUGUUAUUUUAAUAGAUAGUACAUGGAAUCAAAGUCGUGGUAUAUAUGCAGAUGAAAGAUUACAAAAAUUACCUAAAAUAGUGCUAAAGAAGAGACCAUCACAAUUUUGGCGACAUCAAAAAGGAAGUCCUCGUUGGUAUCUUUCAACAAUUGAAGCAUUACAUCAGUUAUUAUUAGAACUGCAUUUAUGUGCAUGGGGUCGCAGUGAAACAUAUACAUCUCAUCUCACUUUGCAGUAUCCAAUACAUAGGCCACACAACAAUGACUCUUAUUGUGUGCCUUAUGCUGGCCAGUAUGACAAUUUACUCUUCUUUUUUAAAUUUUUGUAUGAAAAGCUACACAAACUUUAUGAUUCAGAAAAUUUGUUAGCAUAUAAGAGACCUAUGACAUAAUUUUUUUUAAUUAUAAAAUUACAAUGUGAAAAAAAGUAUUUCGCAUAAUUAUUUAACAAGUCUUACACCUCAACUAGCUAGUUCAAAAGUUACUUAACAACAAAAGCAAUAUUACUUCUGUUGCUAAUAUUAGCAGCACUCAUUCACACAAAUAAUCCUAAAUGGGGAAGUGACAUGUCUUUCAAUCUGCUGAAUUAUUGAGCCAUCAAUGGGUAAGGAUAAUUUUUCUUAAAUUAAAAGAUUUACAUAAAAGCACGGCCAGAUUUAAUACAAAUGAAAAUCAU
Molecule: messenger RNA, 1380 nt
Organism: Papilio xuthus (Asian swallowtail)
Lineage: Eukaryota; Metazoa; Arthropoda; Insecta; Lepidoptera; Papilionidae
Product: DTW domain-containing protein 1
Exons: 2
Coding region: 170-1096 (308 amino acids)
Biological process (GO): tRNA modification
Cellular component (GO): nucleus
Molecular function (GO): tRNA-uridine aminocarboxypropyltransferase activity
Source: RefSeq, a predicted model, not a curated record